CAGAAUCUGACCCUGGCUAUUGAACUAGACAAUCACUUAGCUCUUUCUUCCUACGAGGAACCUUAUAUCUUCAACGCAACAGCAUGAAAGAGGCUAUAUCCGACCUUGAGAUGGCACGUGCAUUGUUACGAGGAAACACGUUUAUAGACUAUAAACCACUAGGUCUACUUAUAAGACUUAACAGAUUUCAGAUUAUGAAUAAUCUUGCUGUAGCAAAUGUAAAGGUAGACAAAAUGUCAGACGCACGUGCACUUCUUCUAGAAGCGUUACACGACGCAGACGAUUUACAAAAGAAAUUAAUCAACACUUCAUUGGAAAGAUUAGAUGGAGGAAAUGUGUGUAUGAUGCAGACAAUGCACGUGUCAUGUGACAGAGUGUUUGCUCCGCCCAAAUCUGUGACUCAGAACAUAGAAAAGCCGGGUAUUGUUAGGAAAGCCAAAGUUGUGUCUGCUGCUAAUGCAGAAGACAGAAACGCAGCCUUCGAAGGUUCUAAACGAGUGCGUCAGUUAAAACUCAAACCAGUUUCAGCAGAAAAAACAGUCAACCCUUUACAACGUUUCGUUAAAAAGCGAACGCCACGAAGCCCACAAAGUACUGCGGAAGUAAAUGGACCUCAAGCAUUCAAUGGGAUGAAAUCAAGCAAAUCUAUGAGCGACCUACGCGCAGACGACAAUUCAGUUCUACCCAGAAGUAGUAGUCCAUUUGUAAAAAUCAAGCGUUUGUUUCAGAAAAGAACUUCCGAUUCGACAGAUUUCCCACCAAGCCCCAAAAUAAGACUUAAUCGUUCAUGUGGGGACUUAGAGGCGCAUUUAAGGCCGGAUGUUAGUAACGCCGUAAAGUCGUUUCCGCGUAGCCCAUUCUCGGGAGUGAGAAAACUUUUAAAUAAUAAGAGGAAAGUUUGCACGCAAUUAUCAUCUAGUGACGAGCAGAUACCAGUGUUAGUUAUGAGAGGAAGCCAUUCUCUCGAAAAUUUGGACAGACUGGAAACUUCGCCUCAUAUAAGAAACAGCAAAGAGAGACAAAUACCAAACAUCAAGCAUAAUAAUUCAUCAUAUGAAAAACUAAAUUUUAGUUCCAAAGAACAUAGGAAUUCUCUAGGCACCGUGUUUGGCAAUUACUUAACUAUUGUCAACCAAACACUGACUAGAUCAUGUGACGUCCUCACGGCUGUCGUCACGCCCACUGAAUACGAAAACGAAGUUUUUACAGCGGAAUCAAACCAAGAUUUUGAAAAUGAAAGCGAGAAUAAGUCAUUGACAAAAUCUAGUAAAACUGCACAUUUUUAUAUCAAUAGUGUAGAUUUAGCAGACGAUAUCACACAAACUGAUUUUGUUACUUCCGAUAGUAUUGAAAAGGAAGAGGAGGUGAAAACUAAUCCAACAGCAAGAAAGUCACGCCCACCCCCGCCUUCUUAUCCCCCUCCCCCUUUGCCUCCUUCUGUUGUUAUCGCAUGA
Ruditapes philippinarum (Manila clam) is the source of this 1454-nucleotide messenger RNA. RefSeq lists its product as uncharacterized. Gene Ontology annotation, molecular function: superoxide-generating NADPH oxidase activator activity; protein binding. The coding region runs from base 84 to 1454 and encodes 456 amino acids. The transcript is spliced from 5 exons. The record is from RefSeq and is a predicted model, not a curated record. Lineage: Eukaryota; Metazoa; Mollusca; Bivalvia; Venerida; Veneridae. Gene Ontology annotation, biological process: superoxide anion generation.